Bursaphelenchus xylophilus (pine wood nematode) is the source of this 7414-nucleotide messenger RNA. The record is from the annotation of a GenBank genome assembly. Lineage: Eukaryota; Metazoa; Nematoda; Chromadorea; Rhabditida; Aphelenchoididae.
AUGGACGACAAAUCCAAAGAGCUCUGCCCUCGUCUAAUCGAUUUCCUGGUGAUAGUGGGCCGAAAGCCCGACUCCAAGCUCCAGAAAGCGCCGCCGAUCGGCGCUCAUGUCCAUCCCAGCGACGUGCCGCCGCUGCGGCGGCGGACCGGCUUCGUCGGAGUGGCGAAUCCGGAAAUUUUGAGGCGAUAUCCGACGGACAAUCAUAAAGAUUUCACUCUCCCGACAGAUGUGACUUAUUUUUGUCAGCCUGAAGGCUGCAUUACUGUUGGUGAGCAAAAUUUUUUGUGAAAUUUUGAGGUUAUUUAGACCUUUAAAAAUAAUGGGUUGUUUGAUUUUAGCUGACAAUUACAAGCACAGUCGGAAAGGCCAUGAAACCACCUCAUUUAUCUACAUGUUGACGGAAAAGGACACCUCCAAGAUUCGCUACGGGAUUACUCUCAACUUUUUUGUCCAUUUUGAUGCAAAACCAACUCACACAACAACCUCGGGUAACCCUACUAAGAGGUGAGCUCAUUUUGAAAAUCUUUCAAAAUCAUAAUUUUUGAUUAAUUUUUUUUUUGAUUUUUUAAAUUUUGAAAAAAAAAUCAUUUUCAAUUUAUAACAUUAAAAUUAAUUUUCAAAAAUUUGAUUAUUCAAAUUUUUGAAAAUUAUGCAAAUUUCCUUAAUUUUGACGGUUUGCAGGAAGCCAACAGCCUCGCUAACAUCCCUCUGUCUCAUUAGUCAUCAUCCAUUUUUGUCAACGUUUGCCGAGAUCCUCCGGCUUCUAGCUCAACUCAUAGAUGCGUGUAACAUGCGAUGUAACUUCGACGACUCCUUGCCAAGGUAAUUUUCAUCAAACAGCCUCAGGGCUCUUGAUUUUUUCACAAUAUCUUAUGCUUUCCAGAGAUUCCCUAUGGAUGGUUCUGACAGGCCAUUGGACCGGCCCCAUACCUCAAAAUGUGAUGCAGGAGGUGAAGCAGAUCGAGACGUGGAUCCUCCUUCUCCUCAGCUCACCUGUGCCGGUGCCUGGAAAAACCAAACUGGUCCUAGAAGUAGGCGUCCAAAUUUUUAUUUCUCAGUUUCAAACUUUAGAUCCUCCCCGAGGAAGUGAUGAAAAUGCAAGAGUUCGCACUGCCCGACCACACUCGCUUCAGCAUGAUGGACUUUCCGUUGCAUUUGCCGCUGGAACUACUUAAUGUAGACACGGUCAUAACGCUGCUAACAGCCGUAAUGCUGGAGCAUAAGGUAUCUAAAUUAAUGUCCAAUCUUGAACGAAAAAAUUGAUCUUAGGUGAUCCUCCAAUCCCGAAAUUACAACGCAGUCAGUAUGUGUGUAAUGUCGCUGGUGGCGCUGCUCUAUCCUUUAGAGUACAUGUUCCCUGUUAUUCCGCUGCUGCCGACGUUUUUGCAAAAUGCUGAACAGGUAUGUAUUGUACAUAAAGAUUUAGAUGUUUUUUCAAUAAUUUUUUUGCAGUUUUGCACCUUACACCUUGCACUUUCAGCUUCUUCUUGCUCCAACCCCAUUUAUCAUCGGACUUCCGGCCUCGUUCUUCCUCUGCAAGGGCAUUAAACUUCCGGAUGACGUCAUGCUUGUCGACCUUGAUACGAACGAAGUUACGAUCCCUCCAGGGCUUGAAAUCUCCGAACUUCCCGAGCCAGAGCGGUCCAAUCUAAAACAGGAUUUCCUCGCUGCCUUGGGCAAAACCGUCUCAACUGCAGAGCUGAAUGAGUCGCACACCAACGGCAGUUUCGAAGCGUCUUAUCAAAUGGACCCGGAUGAGAUCGAUGUGGCCUGUCGAAUCGCCAUGAUCAACUUCUUCGACAGCCCCAAUGUCUUUGCCAAUUUUAGCGAGCACACUCGAACCCUAAGGCUAUAUCCUCGACCAGUUGUGGCGCUGCAAACGGAGUCCUUCCUGCGAAGUCGCCCGUAUUUGUCGCAGUUUAUCCAAGACCUCUGCCGAACGCAGAGUGUCGAGUAUUUCGCGGAGGAGUGUUUGUGCCCGCGGAAUGAGGUGUUUGUGCGGGUGCAGAAUGGAAAUACAAGUGCGAAGCAGAUCGGUGACAAAUUGAAAUGGUUCAGCGAGCAGCUGAUGCCCGUGCAUUUUAAUGUGAGCGUUUUAUUUUGUUUUUGGCGUAAGAAUUUGCAAUUGUAUUGAUUUGGAUUUUGUGAGACAACGGGUUAAUUUUUCAGGCCUAUCCCAACAACUGCACUCUUGUCGAAGCUCUGAAUGCUUGGCAUUUGGCCCGCAAUGCUCAUGGCUCCGACGAAGAGGAUGAUGUCAGCGAUCUAGAGAGCUGCGGAAUGGACGAAUCAAUGUUGACAAUGUCGCCCUUUUCCGAGCAUGCCCCCGAUUUCGGUAAAUAUGCUCAUAAUCCUGUUGUUAUUCAGUUAUGCCCUUAGAAAACUCCGAUUUCUGACUCUAUAACAGUAAAAUAAUUUCUGACUUUGUCAAUUUUCAGAAGCGACAAAGCCCGUCAGCGAGGUCAACGACGUCUAUCAAGCCCCGAACAAACUGCAGUUACCUACGAGUAUGAGUAGAUUAUCGAUGGAUUCCUCGAUUAGCAGUGGCAGAUCGAGUCCGGCUUCAACGAAUUCGGAGGCAGGGAACGAUAGUGAAGCUGAUUUUGCGAGAUUAGCGGAGAAUUUGGCGAUCAAGUCGAAUGAAAAAGUGAGAAUUUUGAGAAUAAAAUUAUGCACCGAAUUUCUAACAGUCCCUCAAAUUUGUGGUCCAAAAAUUUUAGAUUUGGCAAAUUGAAAUCAGAUUUGGUAAGACAUUCUGAGACAGUCUUGUCAUGAAUCUUUUAUAAGACAUUGUUUGCUAUAACCUUCUAUUGAGAAGGGUUUAUGGCCAAAAAUUGUAGCUUAGAAGCCCUGUAUUAAUCGGUGUUUAAGCGUUCGUUUAUUUGACAACUUUCAGGGUGAUUUUGACUUUGAUCACGUGAUGGACAGCAAAGAAAGCACUCCGGUUCAGAACCGAAAAGUCCCCUUAGGCCCAUCCGUCCUUUCCAGCACUUCUAGCACUCCAACAACGAAAACCCCACAGUUCAAAAUGAAGGUAGGCACAUCUCUCACCACCUAAUGCACAAAUUUCAUAAUUUCCAGCAAGCUUUCACCGAUUCCGGCGAAAAAAUGUUCGGGCCCAAUCUCAUGAACACGUUGAAUGGAUACGCCGAGAAGAGUCACGGAAUGCUGGGAUCGUUUUUCUCGAAAACAGCGCCGAAAGCUCAGGCCUUGAGAGAGAAAACAAUGCGACCGUUGGCCGAAGCGGCAGCCAAUAGAAUCGAGCAUGGACAACAUUUGAUUCAGAACAAAAGACAACAUGUUCAGCAGGAGAACAAGGAUAAGGAUCCGACUCAAGCAGCGCAAUUGCAAAUGUAAGCAAUUUUAAGGGCUUCUGAAUGUUAUAAAUUUUAAUAAUUUUUGAGUCAUCGUCAUAGUUUUCACUCAAAAAUUUCGUUUCAGGAAGAACCAACAAACCGUCCGAGACAUUUGUGAUCAAGUCCUCAACGGUCAAGGAGUUGGAGUCUUUCAAGGCGCCAAACUCAAACGCCUUUUGGAAGACGAAUCUCUUCGAGAAUUGGUCUGUCAAAAACUCAACUUGGGAGUGUCGCAGCGUUACACUGAAGACGACUUUCUUCAACGGGUACAGCUGACGCGGGCACAAUACAAGGGAUAUUUGAAAAUCCUGCAAGCUUGUCUUCAUGGGCUCGACCAUUCGUAUAAUAGCCCUCAUUCCGAUGGAUUGGCGUCGCUUUUUCAUGUGCUGGAGAUUGCGCAUACGCAUUUUUGGGCCGAAAAUGAAACACAUACACCGGGAAGCGGGAUUUCUAGCUUGGUAUGUCAAAAUUAGCCGUUUCAAGCAGGAUCAUUGCUUUUUUUGACAUCAUUGUGUAUACCAAUAUCCUUUUCAGAUGGGAACCCCAACUUCAUCGAUACACACGGUCUUCUCUCCAGCAGGACCAAGCCAUAAAUCUUCUUUGACAAGUUUUCUCUCAAGAAAUACUGAUCCAGUUCCAGUUACAACAACUGGCCCAGUACCACUUCAACCUGGCGUUUCUGCUCCAUCAAACAAGCCCGUUCAGCCGGAAAAAGAUCUGUUUGAUUUCAACGAAACCGCUCCGAGAUACGACAAUCUUAUCGACUUGGAUAAUGGAGUUCAAACUAAUGGCUCAAACGAAAAUUCAUCAGUGAUGACUCAGUCAACUUCCGCUGUGUCUGACUCGGCGAGAAGCGAGACUUCGGAGCCUCCGAAGUCUCCAAGAAGGCCAUCCGAACCUCCAUCGAUCCCUCCUCGCAGACCUUCAGAUGCGGCGCCAAGUUCGCCGCGACCUCCUCCGCCGAUUCCUCAACGACCACCGAGUGGAGCUCCUCCACCUUUGCCUAGAAGGCCUCCGCCGCUACCAGAAAGACCGGAUUCGGCGAGAACAGCGUCGGCAAGUCCGAGAAGGUCGACUUCAACCGAACCUCCGCCAGUUCCACCGCCGGCUCUGCCGACAUUACCAGAGAAGAAAAGUGAGGUCUCGGAAGAAAAGAAGACAGAGGUCGUUCCGAAUGGCCAUGUGGGCGGACAAGUUCCUGUGGCUUCGGAGACUCCAACUAUUACUCAGGAGAGUCCGGUAGUGGCUCCGUCAGCAAAUGGGGACAUUCCUAAGGUAGGGAGACUAAAUUUCUAUAGGAUACUGAUGCGCCUUGCAACCUUCGAGCAGAUUUUUUUAAUUGUAAAAUACGCCGUGGAUUACAAAAAGCUGUAUACAUUGUUUUAAAAAAAAGUUAACUACUUAAUUUACUAUCAACAAUUAAUUUUCAGCCGGCAUCGCAGAAGCCUCAAGCCAAUGGCCACGUCAAGACCGAAAUUGAAAAGCCAAAAUCGCUCUUUGUCGCUAAACCAUCUUCACCAUCAAGUUCAAGCAGUUCAACUCUCGAGCCAACCCGCCACUUCUUGUAUCAAGACCUCAUUUGUAAGUCAUCGCAAUUAUAGUGAACCGUAUAUUUGUCGUAUCUACACAAAUUCCAUAGUUAUUCUUUUAACGCCAUUUUCCUUUUUAGCGGCUUCAAAUCCCCUCUGGGCGAACAUGGUGUUCUGGGAGAACGCCUUCUUUGACAUGGUCGCGAAAGAACGCGAUAUCAUCGGAAUGGAUCAAGAGCCCAGCGAAAUGAUCGACCGGUACUCCUCUCUCAACGAGUCCGAAAGAAAGCGACUAGAACUGGACGAAGACCGAAUUAUUGCAGUCCUAUUGCACAACAUGACGGCUUACAUGGUCAUGUGUGGCAGUCCAUCGAGGGUUCUGCAGCAAAAAGUGAGAAGAAUGCUGGGGAAGGCGCACAUUGGACUGAUUUAUUCGAAAAAGAUCAAUCAACUGUUGGAUGAGCUGCCGCCACAGCCUUGCAAUUUGAUUCAACUCAAGCCAUUAGGAUCUAGAUUGGUUCAGAAGCAAAGUUUCGCGGUGCAUCUGGGCGAUACGGCCGAAGCGCCGGUCUCUUUCAUGGAGGUCUGCGAAGACGCGGUGAUAAUCCGCGCCUGCACCGGCCAAAUCUCCGAGCGAUGGUGGUAUGAACGGCUUGUUAAUAUGACAUAUUCCCCUCGAACGAAAGUAUUGUGCAUAUGGCGGCGACAAGACGAUCAAGUGCAUAUGCAUAAAUUCCACACAAAAAAAUGUCGGCAACUUUAUACUUGUAUGAAGACUGCGAUGGAAAGAGCGGCACAGCGAGGAAAGGUGGGUAGAGAUGCGAGAGUUACGAUAGUCAUCAUAAGAAAGCAAACAUAUGGAGAACGUAUUUUAAAAUUUUAGGUGACUAUUGCCGGCAGAGAUUUGGGCGGCGAAUUCCCAGUUCAUGACAUCGAAACAAGCGAAGGAGGACUGCUUCAAGUCAGGAUAGAUGGUGUAAGACUUCUUUUUGCAGAUAGACAAGUAAGUCGGAUUCAAUAUCCUUCGAUAUAUGGCAUUCUAUAAGGCUUUACCAAUAAUAUUUCUCCUUUCAGGACUUUAUAAGUCUGGCCAACAUCAAGAAAUGCAACACUUUCGGUGGGAACAUGUUUGUUCUUGAGGAAUUCAGUAAGUUUCAUCUCCAUAAUCAAAUAAAAAACCGUUCAGACAAGCAAAAGAACGAGCUGAUCCAACGCCGCUAUAUCUCCACUAUGGUAGGUCUAAGUUUUUCGAUGCGUUGCAAAAACUAUCACAGCUUUUAUCCGUUGUAAUCAUGUCGUGUUGUCCCGUAAGACUUUGUAAUUCUGUUGUAACUCCGUUCCACGCUGGUCAAAUUUGAGGCCAAAAACGCGAAAUUUGUGUCUUAUAUCAGACGUACGUAAAGCCCAUUUUACGGCAAGAAUUUACUGAUUCUAAUCUAGGGUCUCCCUCACAAACAUUGCUUGUAGUGUUUCCCAGCUCCCUUUCCGACCCUCGGCUCACUUUCUUUUUGAUCAUUCUAUCCAUUUCUGUUACUCUUUCCGCCACUAUCUUACUGGCUAUACGACUAUUUUACCUCCGUUUGUAUUUUCGGUUUAUAUUGAUCUGUUCACUAUGUUUUUGGGGGUGAAUUUUUUACCAUCUUCCAGUCCUUCUUUUUACUUUUUUGCCCUUCCUACCAAUCCUGAGCUCGUCGAUAGGAAAAACGUGGUAUUCGAGUUUUCCAGAUAUUACACUAGUAUUUAAAAGAAAGCUUCUAAAAGGCUCCUUGCACCGUCUAAAACAGUACUUGCUUCCCAAAAACGCCCCACUGUGAACAGGUUGAUCUCAUAAAAAAGACGACAUGAUUACGAUUAGUUCUGGCCCUUUUUUAGGCCCGUCAUGUCGCCUGGGCCUUGCACCGCAUGUUCAGUGUUCGCCUCACGUUGAAUGAGACGCUGGCCAAGGCGUUGGCGGACGAAGAAGCCAUCGACGAGCUGAGCGGUCGCGCCAGUCCCAUGGACCGCAUAGACGCGCAUAGUGAUAGAGGCUAUGAUGGAGAUAAGAGUGUGGACAACAGCCCAAUGAUAUCGCCAAAGAGAGCGAAAGCGUCGGGAGAGGUUUUGAGAGAAAGAUUGAAUAUGGAGAGGCCAACGAUUUGCAUUCAAAGUUCGAUUGAGUCGAAUGAGGGAUCAGCAACACCAACAGCAUCUCCUUCAUUUGCCGCGAAGAAGCGAAAACGUCAUCGAAAACUGUCUCAAAUUUCAUUCGAACACACCAACUAUCCCCACGAACUGCGGUUUGUCACCAGACUGACUUCCGAGUCUGAUAGUGAAGAAAACGCUGCAGAUUUUCCGUUCUUUUCUCGACCAAGAGCGCCAAGUCAGCCAGUUCAAACGGACACGGAAGAGAUGAACAUCCCCAGACUGACUAGCUCCAUCUCAAUGGAUACGGCGCUAAAUGUUUGGCCGAGGAAACAAGAGGACGAUAAUGAAGUCAUAGAAAUGGACGAUUUGACGCCUCGGACCGAGGUUCUACCGGAAUUCGGAUAA